AAAAAGCAAUGUUAGAGAACUGUCAGUGUUGAAAAACAGACUUUUUUAUUACAUUACUUCGCAGUCCUCAUAAUUUCGAAUUCAUUUGACUAGAAUAGUUGUUCAAGGUUUAAUUAAUAAGGUCUGCAUAACGAUGGGUUUCUUAACCAUCUUGAAGAAAAUGAAGCAAAAGGAGAAGGAAAUGAGAAUCCUUUUACUUGGCCUUGAUAAUGCCGGUAAAACCACAAUACUGAAACGCUUCAAUGGAGAACCAAUCGAUCAAAUUUCACCAACACUGGGAUUCAAUAUAAAAACUCUAGAAUAUAAUAACUACACAUUGAACAUGUGGGACGUUGGAGGACAAAAGUCUCUUCGAUCCUACUGGCGCAACUAUUUUGAAUGCACGGAUGGAUUAGUGUGGGUGGUGGACAGUUCAGAUCGGAUGCGUAUGGAAUCCUGUCGCGACGAGUUGGCGCUACUAUUGCGAGAGGAACGGUUAGCAGGGGCUACCUUGCUCGUUCUAGCCAACAAGCAAGAUUUACCCGGAGCACUCACCGCAAACGAGAUAAAAGAGGUACUAGAACUGGAUAAGAUAGAGACUCAUCACUGGGCAAUCCAUGGAGUCAGCGCAGUUACCGGAGGAAAACUAGUGGAGGCAAUCGAUUGGCUGGUGGACGAUAUAUCCAAAAGGAUUUUUACUCUGGAUUAACUUGUCAGUCUCUGUUGAACUAUUUAUUAUGUCUCUCAAUAAACUCACAUUAUAAUA
Messenger RNA from Toxorhynchites rutilus septentrionalis, 745 nucleotides. It is a transcript of the gene Arl2, whose product is annotated as ADP-ribosylation factor-like protein 2. Gene Ontology annotation, cellular component: microtubule cytoskeleton; cytoplasm. Gene Ontology annotation, biological process: protein folding. The transcript has 2 exons. NCBI's taxonomy places the organism in Eukaryota, Metazoa, Arthropoda, Insecta, Diptera, Culicidae. Gene Ontology annotation, molecular function: GTPase activity; GTP binding. Bases 134 to 688 code for a protein of 184 amino acids. The record is from RefSeq and is a predicted model, not a curated record.